AUGUGGAGCAAUAAAAGGUGACAACAGCACAGUUUUCGCCGGGAACUUCGGACGCAGGUCAGCAAUCCUGCUGACAUUUAUCGGAUCACAUCAGCGUAUAAAUACAGUGAUGAGCUCAGACAGUUUCUCAGAUCAGGAUUCACUGAGGUGUCCACUUGUCUCAUCAUCAUGAGGAUGUUUGCAGUUAUCUUCGCUCUGGCAGUUUGGUCAGGCUGCCAGGCCAAAAGUGUUCCUCAGACAGAUGGGAGGAAUCCCUGGCUCCUCAACGUCGAUGAGUUUGCGGAUUAUUUCAGUGACUUGAGCUCAAAAGCUGACGAGUUUGUCAAGAACACCAAGAAUUCCCAGAUCAACAGAGAACUGGACACCUUGAUACGGGACAGCAUGUCCGAGCUGACCUCGUACAGCAAGGAUGUGCAGGACAAACUGGCCCCGUACACGCAGGAGGCCGCAAAGAAUCUGGGCGAGGACCUGAAGACAAUGGCCGACAAACUCCGCCAGCACAUGGAGGAGGCCCGGGAGCAGAUGGACAAGUAUGUCCAGGAGCUGCAUACCAUGAUGGAGCAGAACGCCGACGACGUCAGGAUCAGGCUGACGGCCUACAACCGCAAGAUGAAGAAACGCCUCACCAAGGACACGGAGGGCAUCAAGAGACAAGUUGGUGACUUCUUUGAGGAGCUUCAGACUCGUACGUCGGACAACAUGGAGGAGGUGAAGACUCGCUUUGAGCCGUACUUCUCUAAGGUGCAGGACAACGCUCAGGCCAAGAUCUCCACACUCAACGACCUGCUCAAGUCCCAGACGGACAACCUGCAGGACAAGAUCCAGGCCACAGCCGAGGACCUGCGCUCCACCCUGGAGGACAAGAUGAAGGAUGUGUCCAUCUGGUUCCAGCCUCUUGUCAACCUGUUCCAGGAGAAUGAGUAAAGGCUUUACUCAAAGCAUCAGGAAUGACCACCAGAGCCUUUGUGUGGUUAUAAGGAUUCAUCAAUAAAGAUGGUUAAAGGGA
Solea solea (common sole) is the source of this 1006-nucleotide messenger RNA. RefSeq names its product apolipoprotein Eb-like. The record is from RefSeq and is a predicted model, not a curated record. Gene Ontology annotation, molecular function: lipid binding. NCBI's taxonomy places the organism in Eukaryota, Metazoa, Chordata, Actinopteri, Pleuronectiformes, Soleidae. Gene Ontology annotation, biological process: lipid transport; negative regulation of neuron apoptotic process; regulation of amyloid-beta clearance. Bases 169 to 924 code for a protein of 251 amino acids. The transcript has 5 exons. Gene Ontology annotation, cellular component: extracellular region; intermediate-density lipoprotein particle.